GACCAUCCGCGUAGCUCCCAUCGGGCCACUGCCAACCGUACCCUGGCACUCCCAUCGAGCGAAACCGCCGCCGCCGUAGCUCCACCACCGCUCUCGCCGACGCUCGGGCCCCGCUGCUGCUCACCGAUGCCCGCUUCUCCACCGGCAGUGGAGAUCCGCCACGCACGACCGCGGCCGUCGAAAGUGCUCGCCGCUGGACCAUCCACAUGAGUACAUGACCCCGACGCAUAUUGCCCGCGCCGGCGACCUCGCCGCCGCCGAGUCCACGCUCGCCACUGCGCCCACGCCCCCUCCUCCAUCACCGCCUGUAAUUCCCUCCUUGCUGUCCAUUUCCGACGAGGACCCUCCGACGCGGCGCUCCGCCUCUUCCGCGCUUUCCCGCCCGCCGCGCGCCCCGACAGCACCACCUUCACGCUCGCGCACGGCUGGGUGACUACCUCUCCACCGGAGAGGUAGUCAAGAUCAGUGCGUCUGAUGCUGGGUACAGGAACUCCAUCUUUGUCUGCUCCUAGCUGCUAGUCUGCCGUCAAGGUGUUCCACAGAAUGCCGAGGAGGGACCCCAUCACCUGGAGCACCAUGGUUUCUGGGUUUUUGCACGCCAGGCAGCCGGUAGAGGCGAUUGAUCAGAUUAUUCUUGUGUUCCAGUUGUACCAGUGCAACAUGUUGGUGGCAGAUAGAAUUUCCAGUUUGUUCCAUUGGUCCCUGGAUGCAUUGGCGAGAUGGUUCAGGGGAAUCGCAACCUUAGUUCUACUCACCUAUCAAACAGAAGUAUGCCAAACAAAAGCAUCUUCAGGUGGAUCUUCCAGCCAUCAAGCUUCUAGAUAGUGCAGAAGUCACAGAAGACACUAUAUUAACAUCACUGAGGCGAGCCCUUGGUCAACACUCUUCUCUGCAAGCAGACGAUGGGCAUUGGGCUGGCGAUUUCAGUGGAAUUAUGUUCAUUAUGCCUAUCCUGAUAUUUGCUCUACAUGUUACUGGAACACUCGAUACUGUUUUGUCAACAGAACACCGACGUGAGAUUUGCCGCUAUAUAUACAACCAUCAGAAUGAAGAUGGUGGUUGGGGUACGCAAGUAUUGGGGCCGAGCACCAUGUUUGGAUCAUGCUUAAACUAUGUUACCUUAAGGCUUCUUGAUGAGGUGGAUAAUAAUGCCUUGACCAAGGGACGUGCUUGGAUUCUAUCGCGUGGAAGUGCAGCUGCAAUACCACAAUGGGGAAAGAUAUGGCUCUCGGUGGUUGGUUUGUAUGAAUGGUCUGGAAAUAAUUCAAUCAUUCCUGAAUUAUGGCUUGUCCCACACUUUCUUCCAAUUCAUCCAGGACGAUUCUGGUGUUUUUGCCGGUUGGUUUACAUGCCAAUGUCUUAUCUUUAUGGUAAGAAGUUUGUUGGCCCAAUUACACCAACAAUAUUGGCAAUAAGAGAGGAGGUUUACAGUGUACCAUACCAUGAGAUUGAUUGGAAAAAAGCACGUGACACCUGUGCUAAGGAAGAUCUUCGCUAUCAACGGUCGUUGCUUCAAAAUGUUAUUUGGACUUGUCUUAACAAAUUUGUAGAACCAAUAUUGAAUUGUUGGCCAGUUAAUAAGUUAAGAGAUAUAGCAUUGAAGAACCUCAUGAAACAUAUACAUUAUGAAGACGAAAGCACUAAAUACAUCGGCGUAUGUCCAAUUAACAAGGCACUAGAUAUGAUUUGUUGUUGGAUAGAGGAUCCAAAUUCAGAUGCACUGAAGUUGCAUCUUCCAAGGAUCUAUGAUUAUUUGUGGCUUGCAGAAGAUGGUAUGAAAGCACAGGUUUAUGAUGGUUGUCAAAGUUGGGAGAUAGCUUUUAUUGUUCAAGCUUAUUGCUCGACAGACCUUGUUAAUGAGUUUGGUCCAACACUCCGGAAUGCCCAUGAGUUUAUUAAAAGUUCACAGGUUCUUGAGAACCAUCCUGACAGCGAAACUUAUUACCGACAUAGAUCAAAAGGUUCAUGGACACUCUCAACAGCAGAUAAUGGUUGGUCUGUAUCAGAUUGUACUGCGGAAGCACUUCAGGCAUUAUUGUUGCUAUCGAAGUUCUCUCCUAAUCUUGUGGGGGAUCCCAUAAAGGGAGAAAGGUUGUAUGAUGCAGUGGAUUGCUUACUUUCUUUUAUGAAUAAAGAUGGCACCUUUUCUACAUAUGAGUGUAAGAGAACUACGUCUCUACUAGAGGUUCUCAACCCUUCUGAGACUUUUCUGAACAUUAUUGUCGACUAUCCAUCCGUCGAAUGUACAUCAUCAGUGCUUCAGGCUCUAAUUAUGUUCAAAGAGCUUUACCCGGGGUACCGCAAAGAAGAGAUAGCAAAAUGUGUUAAAAAUGCUUCCAAGUUCAUCGAGGAUAAACAGCGAAAGGAUGGCUCAUGGUUUGGCACUUGGGGCAUAUGUUUCACCUAUGGGACAUUCUUUGGGGUAAAAGGAUUAAUUGCUUCUGGAAGAACUUAUGAAAAUAGCACUUCCCUGAGGAAAGCAUGCAACUUUCUGUUGUCAAAGCAACUAAGCACAGGUGGAUGGGGGGAGACUUAUCUUUCUAGUGAAACUGAGGCUUAUGUGGAGGCUACUGGUCCUCAUGCAGUGAACACUGCUUGGGCAAUGUUGGCUUUGAUUUAUGCUGGACAGGUUGAACGAGAUCCAGCACCACUAUAUCAUGCAGCAAAAGAGUUGAUCAAUAUGCAGCUGGAGACAGGAGAGUUUCCCCAGCAAGAACACGUUGGAUGCUUCAACUGCUCCAUAUACUUCAAUUACGGAAACUAUCGCAACUUAUACCCCAUUUGGGCUCUUGGAGAGUUUCGUCGUCGAUUGCUCGCAAAAAACUGAAACCGAUGGACAUGAUAUGUUACUUUAUUGGAACUGAAACCGAUGGACAUGAUAUGUUACUUUAUUGCUUUUAGUUGUA
Messenger RNA from Lolium perenne, 2906 nucleotides. Its product is annotated as achilleol B synthase. Gene Ontology annotation, cellular component: lipid droplet. Gene Ontology annotation, biological process: triterpenoid biosynthetic process. Gene Ontology annotation, molecular function: intramolecular transferase activity. The record is from RefSeq and is a predicted model, not a curated record. Lineage: Eukaryota; Viridiplantae; Streptophyta; Magnoliopsida; Poales; Poaceae.